Messenger RNA from Pichia kudriavzevii, 3930 nucleotides. RefSeq lists its product as uncharacterized. Bases 1 to 3930 code for a protein of 1309 amino acids. Gene Ontology annotation, biological process: protein deubiquitination. The record is from RefSeq and is a predicted model, not a curated record. Gene Ontology annotation, molecular function: cysteine-type deubiquitinase activity. The transcript has a single exon. NCBI's taxonomy places the organism in Eukaryota, Fungi, Ascomycota, Pichiomycetes, Pichiales, Pichiaceae.
AUGACACAGGGCUUGGAUUCUAUAGGAAAAUUGAAAGACGUGGAUCUGAAUAUUUCACAAAAUGUGUCUGAGAAUAUUCCUUCCAAGUCACAAGACCCUACUAAAAGCUCCAAUGAGUCACUGGCUAUGAUACCUGGAAAUGUGAAUAUAACUACUACAAGGACAAACAUGAGCGAGAAUAAUGAUAUGUUUUCUCACUUGCAAUUAUGUGCACACAAUAAUUUACCUUCCUCCGAAAGUAUUCUCAAUCAAGAUGGAGAGGCAGGGAUAUCUGAUCCAGAGCUUGAUGCCACUGUUACUUUGCCAAGUGAAAGUUUGAUUGAUACAUCUUUUGAAGACUCUGAAAAUCAAAAAUCAGAGGUACUGACACCAUACCAAAGUUUGCUAGAGAUACGUAAACGGUAUAUGUCGAUUCCCCCACCACCACCACAAGCAGGUAUUAAUUACUUUUAUAUCGAGCCAAACUGGUUUCAAAGUUUUAUGACCAGAGAGUACGAUCGGAAUACUUUCACAUUUGCCAUGAUAGGCCCACUCAGAACGAUUCCUAUUGGAACGUGCCUAGACAAUUUAGAUCUUAGUUUUAUCUCUUUUGAGCAAUUUAAGUUUCUACACGACACUUUUGGUAUUGAAACAGACCAUCAAAUUAUUCAGCGUGAAACCGUAUAUUCCCUUACUGACCAAAAACUCAUACUUGAUCUCAAUCCACUUACAAUUAUGCCCCAUAUAUUCAGCAACAAUGCAUCGCAAGUUAACAAGUUCAUUUAUAAUAAAAAUAGCCAGAGCGAACUAAACAUCUCCACCUUUAACAGUUUAGAGGACCUGUACCAAAGGGUUUUGUCGGUUUUUGACCUAAACAAUACCGACCUGGGGAAUAUUAGACUAUGGAAAAUUGAACUUGAAUCCCCAAACUUGCCAACCGUAAUACUUCCGGCAACAUUGAAGAAUAUAAAACAAAAAAAAAUAGUUGAACUCAAGGAAAAUAGAGUUCAAACUCUAAAAAAUUUCACCUCAGGUCACAUCAUGCUGGAAGUUAGACAAAAUGAUGGAAUGUUUUUUCUUGAUUUUGGGUCUGACGUUAUUUUGAGCUCUGGCUUGGUUGGAUUGAAUAAUUUAGGAAAUACCUGUUUUAUGAACUCAGCAUUGCAGUGUUUGAUGCAUAUUCCUGAAUUGAAUUCAUAUUUUCUAUAUCGUUAUUUUGAAGGGGAGCUUAAUAGAACUAACCCAUUAGGGAAUGGUGGUGAAGUUGCUCAAUCUUUUGGUGCACUUAUAACGUCAAUGUUCGAUAAAAAAUACAUAGGAACACAAACUUCAUAUGCUCCUCGUGACUUCAAAUAUACAAUUGGUCACUUCAAUUCAAUGUUUUCUGGCUACCACCAACAGGAUUCACAGGAAUUUAUUGCUUAUUUAUUAGAUGGCCUACAUGAAGACUUAAACAGGGUUAUAACAAAGCCAUACGUCGAAAGGCCCGAAUUAGCAGAAGGUGAAACUCAACAUGACGAGGCAAUUAUGGCCUUAGCCAAAAAAUGUUGGGACGCCCACAAGUUGAGAAAUAAUUCUGUUAUUGUUGACUUAUUCGUUGCCUUAUACAAAUCUACGUUGACUUGUCCGGAAUGCAAUAAAAUUAGCAUCACUUUUGAUCCCUAUAAUGACCUGACAUUACCUUUACCUAACAACAAAACAUGGUCUAGUAAGUUGAGCAUAUUACCUAAUAAAGGUUUACCUUUUACUGUAAAGGCCAAAGUCCAAACGGAUAUGUCUUAUGGGGACUUUAAGAAAUAUAUUGGAGAGCAUACAGGGAUAAAUCCAAAUGAUUUAAUUGGUGUUAUUGUAUACCGAUAUGCAAUCACUACUGUUUUUGAGGAUCCUAAAUUUGACUCGGAGAAGACAGCUAUUUCUGACUUAAUUCCUGCUGAUGAGGAUAUCUGGUUUUAUGAAGUUCCUCGGGAAAACGAAACAUCAAUGCUAUUUCCUGUUUAUAGUGUACCUAAAGGUAACCACUAUAAAAAUAACUUUGCUCUUCCAUUUAUAAUAUCGCUAACUGACGAAGAUAGAUUGUCAUAUGGAAAAAUUCAGCAGAAACUAAAUGCGAAAUAUUCACAAUUGAGCAAAAAUGAAGUUUUUAAAAAUCAUGCUGAUACAGAAUAUGGAAAAUACACGUUUUCCGAUUUCAAAGAUACUGAAGGAUUCAUGAAGUGUGAUGGUGAUUCAAAAGAUACACUUCACUAUCGAUCAUUUGUUGAACAAGUUGAAAGAGGAUUAGUUGAAGAAGACGAUGUCGCUUCUAUGAUUUCCUAUGCCUCACCCUUGUCAUCUACAGAUGAACUGUUUGUUACAAAAAUUCUUGAUCCGACAAAUGGCAACGAUUCAGUUGGAUCUCGUGAAAUCACAUCUCCCUUCUUUUUACCAACAGUUGCCAAAUAUAUUUGGAAGAAUGAUCUUCCAAAUUUACUAGAUGAACUUCCAAGAUUGAAACGACAAUUAUACCUAUAUAAAGGCCAAGACAUGGAAGGUAUAAAAUGUAAUCAAAGAGUGGAUGAAAAGUUUACUGAUAAAUUAGAUAAGGACGGUUAUGUUGAUGAAGCGCCAAAACCUCAUGGUGAAGUCAUGGGGGAAUCUGGUUUAGAGAAAAGUUGUCGUUUCAUCGGCACCACAUCAGGAUCAAAUGGUAGUUCUGAGGUGGACACGACACCCGAAUCAGCCGAAUAUAUCACAGCCAAUGAACAUUCAGAUACAAUGUCAGAAGUCUCUAGGUACGGUUCACCUAGCUUAUCACCAUCUUCUAGGUCCUCUGAUUCCUCUUCUGCAUCCUCUUAUACUACCUCAUCAUCAUCAUCAUCAUCAUCAUCACCUUCAUUGUCUUCACGAGUACCGUCAUCGGCUGUAUCAAUUUCUCUGCUUUCAAACAAGAAUUCUAACAUUGGUGUUACGAGUUACUCAAAGGAGCUAAGAAAGGAAAUCAUCAAGCCUUACGUAGCUAUAAUCAACGAAUUUGAAGAGGAUAACUACAACGCUUGCUUUGCAUAUAACAAUACAUGGGUGGAUCUGGAAUUUGGCAUUGGUAAAGAUUUAGGGGAGGAAAACGAGUCAAUAGAAAAUACUUCUAUGAAACCAUUGACGCUAUAUGACUGCCUCGAGCUAUUUUCAAAGCCUGAAGUGUUAGGUUCGAAUGAUUUAUGGUACUGCCCAGCGUGUAAAGAACAUAGACAAGCGACUAAGAAGAUUGAAUUAUGGUCUGUUCCUGAUAUUCUAACUAUACAUUUAAAGAGAUUCAAGAGUUAUAGGAGCUUCAGUGACAAAGUCGAUACUACGGUUGAAUUCCCUAUUGAGGGUCUAGAUUUAACAUUUCAUGUAUCUGGCAGGGAUAAAGGGUUGAUCUACGAUUUAUUUGCAGUUGAUAAUCAUUUUGGAGGGCUUGGUGGUGGUCACUACACGUCUUAUGUCAAAAAUUUUGUUGACGGUAAAUGGUAUUAUUUUGACGAUUCUAGGGUCUCACCAGUUGAUGAUCCAAGUGAAGCUAUUAAAGGGAGUGCAUAUCUACUUUUUUACCGUAGAAGAACUGAAACACCAUUGGGUGGUGAUUUUUUUGAGAAUAUGGCAAGUGAAGUCAGAAAGAAAAGAGAAGAGGUAAGUAAGAAGCUUAAAGAGAAGCUUCUGAGGAAAAACAAUUCAGGCAAUACCAUAGAUUCCGAGUCUAGCGAUGAAGCUCCUCUGAAUAGGACUGAAGAAAUAACUGAGAAUCACCUUGACGUAGAUGAUGGGAAUAAGAGACGUAAGAUUAAAGAUAAUAAAGAAGUUCAAAGUGUUUUCUGUAGUAGCCCAAGAAUUGAGAAUAUUAGGGAUGAUAGAGAUAAUAAUAACGGCGAAGGUAUGGGUGUUAAUUCAUAUACUAAACCCAUUCCAUAUGUCUUUGAUGGAGACAAGAUUGAUUAA